Molecule: messenger RNA, 2320 nt
Organism: Amoebophrya sp. A120
Lineage: Eukaryota; Dinophyceae; Syndiniales; Amoebophryaceae
Source: the annotation of a GenBank genome assembly
AUGCACUGGGCCAACACGAAUCAGAACGAGUUCGAUGACAUCACGUUCCCCUCGUAUCCGUGCGAAAUCUUCAGCAGCAACUUGCAGCACAGCUCAGUCAAUCGCACUCGAUUAUUUAUUGCAUGUACUUACCGUCUGACUUUUCUGUCUCAUCACGACCAUGAUCAGAUGAGGCCAGCGCCAACACGUCUAAGUGUAAGCCCAAGUAAUCCGACGUGAAUGAAAAUAGCCCAAGUUGUUGAAGGACUGGCACUAGGACUAGCACAACAAGCAUUGCUUGUCAAGCAGCGCAACAAAAUGCACAGCCCAGGACUGACAGUUGAUGUGACUACAACAUAAAAAAAAAGUCCAUUCCUUUUUAUCAUUCCUGCGUGGCAAGGCGAACUGCGCGCUGCACUACCAUUAAAUACAACUUGAUGGUAAUAUGCAGCAGCGUUUGUUCGCAGCAUCAAUCUGUAUCUGCGUAGACGUAGACUGCUCAAGAUUUUGUGUGGAUAAUGAGAUUAUCGAUCGGUUGAAGAUUGUGAUGGAGCCACCACCGAACAGACCCAAGGAAGCGGUGCUCGUAUCCUGUGCAAAAGUAUCUGAUACUCGUAUUGCAAUCAUGCAUUACAAAUUUUUUUCUCAAGGUAAAUCCGCAUUACAAAUUUUAUUUCUCAUGCUGCAGGAAUUUGUAUAUGCAUUUAUACGAGUACGAUACUUUUGCACUGCAUAGCUCGAGGUGCUUGACAACGAGAAAACACAAGAACAAAUCAAAACAGUCUUCAGGAGCUUUUUUCCCGAGGAUGAGCUCACCGGCAAAGCCGCUGUGGUACUAAUGCUACACAUCUUACAUAUCGCUUCUGUACUAGUUCUAGUGCUUGGAAACAGUUCGUUAUGAGUAAACAAGUAUCUUCAACCUGACUCGAAUACAAACAUAAAGAUGCUCAUUGUAUCUUCCAUCUCGAGCUCGCAGAAACAAUUCAUUAUCAUUAGGGAGACUCCCGUGAGAAAAAUUAAGAACGACGGUCAGGUCGUGCUUGUGACUAGCUGCCUAUACUCACCUAAAAAAUCAAACAGUUGACCUCCACCACUGCCCCGCCAACUGCGACGACGAGUGCGACGCUUAUGAGAUUGCACCACAACAACUCCUCCUCGUCCAUCUCAUUUGCAAUUGCUAUGUAUAAAAAUUGCAGGGCAACAACAUGAUGACCAGAAAUAGAGGCAAGAAGAACUGCAGGACUCAGUUUAGGUUUUUGCAUGACAUAGACCACACCUGAACUACACGGAAAGUUGUCCUCAACCUUGCACCGAAAUUUGUUACGCAAGCAGUACCGGCAAGGGAAACUGCAACAUCAUGUGGCGGGCCGUGUAGAAGACACCUAGAAUAAUAUUUUGCAUGGCAAGAAACUGCAAGAGGAGAGACGCAGUAGAGCAGUGAAAAUGGUGCGCUCUCAUAACGCCAUUUGUGCCAGAUGGUAUGGCGAAUUACGAAGACGCAACCAACGAGGCGAGGAAGGUCGACGGGGCUGGUGGUCAAGCGGAACAGGCCGCUUUGGAGGCAGAAACCAAUGCCGCAGAAAAAGCCGCUGCGAAAGGGAAAGCUGCGGCGUCUUCGAGUGCAUGAUAAUAAAAUAUUUCUAGAAAGCUAAGCCUAAGUAUUCAAGAGCACAGCCAGGGGAUGUCGAGGGGUGCGACGAGAAUGACAAAGUAGUCACGCUGCUCUCUUGGAGCUGGUGCCAACCUAGCGCUAGCUUGUCGCGCGUCAAAAAAACAUAUUCAAUUGAUAAGAAGAUUCAAAAUCAUAAUGAUACGUGAUGACAAAUUAAAGGGCGGUUAUAUGCAGUAGCACAACGCCGAAGCUCGAUCCUAAGAAUGAACAACUCAAACGCAAACGACAGCUCGAACUAUAUUAUACCGACUUCACUUUUCGAACGUUAACAUCAUGUAGAAUAGCAAUAGAGAUAGACCGACCGACCGUCGACAAACUGCGGAGCACAAUUAAUGAAUCCAAAUAGUCAAUGUCAAAGGAACACUUUUAUAGUUCCGCUCAGAUUUCGGAGAAAAGAAAUGAACGCUGCAAAUGAAUCAAUAUGCUAAAUUUUUUUGAGAGUUUCUGGUCCUUCCUGCGCGUCGAUGUCUGAUCUCGGAAAAACUUUGGGUAGUAUCCCCAUCUUGGGAACGGUAAGUACUAUGCGCCGGGCUUUGGCUGCCCUGUGGCCGUGCUGUCCAACGUGUCCACCCCCUGCAAGAGAAGAAGCGUGACUGUUUUCUUGCUACUGUUUUCUUCAUUUCCUCCAACGUUGCAGUAUGGCACUCGGUAGUUUUGGUUCGUCUUGCU